UGGUAGGAUAUAUCUCAUGUGUCCCUAAAACCCAGCACAGAGCGCCACAAAGCAGAGAGAGACAGAGAAGAGAGAGAGACACCAGUCCGCUCUCUCUAAUUUCUACAGUCUGCAACGAAGGAGACAUAGACACUGAGAGAGAGAGCAAUCUUCCUGAUCUUUUGGCAAGUUGGAUUCAGGAUAGUGUUUUCUUUUGCAAAUCGGAGUCAGAGCAGUUGUUUAGAGAUGAAUGGGAGCAGACAAAUGGAGGUGCAUUACAUAGACAAUGGCUGUCCUUACAUCGUAACUGAAAGCUUUGUGGACUUCUUUGAAGAUUUAACACAUUUGCCACCGUACUAUUCUCCCACUGGGCCAAUAGUUGAUCAGGAAAAUGGAUACUGGUCAACAAAUGUGAAUGCAUACAAGUUUGAACUUUCUGGCCCUGAGAGUACUUUGUACCAUGGUUAUUAUGACGCUAAUGAUCAUUCAAUGAGAAUGGAUGUCAGCACUCAGGCCUGGGGAUACCCUUCAGUAAUGAAUACAGAAGAGUCAACAACUACAGACAUGCAAUCUGAAGAUGCAGAUAUGGGCAUGCAUGCGAUCCCGGAAGAACGCAUUGCUGAUACUCCGAGUACUAAUCCUUCUCAGGUUGUGUUGCAAGAUUAUUUUGAUCCAGGCGACAUGACCUAUGAGGUUUGCUUUCAUGAACUACUCGAGUUAGGUGAAGCAGUUGGAGCUCAAAGUCGGGGUCUUUCCCAGGAGCUUAUUGAUUUGCUUCCAACCUCGAAAUGCAAGCUCACAAAUAUAUUUUCUAGGAAAAGAUCUGGAGAGAGAUGUGUGAUUUGCCAGACGAAGUAUAAGAGAGGGGAGAGGCAAAUGAAACUGCCUUGCAAGCACAUUUAUCAUUCCAAAUGUAUAACCAAAUGGCUUAGCAUCAACAAGAUAUGCCCCAUUUGCAAUGCUGAGGUUUUUGGCGAGGAAUCAAGGCAUUUAGAGAUCAAAAUUACCUGAACUAUUCUCCUUAAGGAAUCAAUGUUGUUGGUUGAAGGUAAGUGCUCAUGAAAAAAGUAGUGAACCUGAGACUUCUUUAGGUAGUCAUGUCCUCUCUUGCAAUUUCAUCGAUUAGAUUAGUAGUAAGCAAAGCUUGAAUGGCCAAACUUUUUUUUUUUUUUUUGAAAUACCGCUGAGAAAUAUAUUUCUCAUUGGAAUCGAACUUUGAGCACACA
Molecule: messenger RNA, 1205 nt
Organism: Tripterygium wilfordii
Lineage: Eukaryota; Viridiplantae; Streptophyta; Magnoliopsida; Celastrales; Celastraceae
Product: E3 ubiquitin-protein ligase BIG BROTHER-like
Exons: 8
Coding region: 226-990 (254 amino acids)
Biological process (GO): negative regulation of organ growth; protein ubiquitination
Molecular function (GO): ubiquitin-protein transferase activity; ubiquitin conjugating enzyme binding
Source: RefSeq, a predicted model, not a curated record